Puma concolor (puma) is the source of this 507-nucleotide messenger RNA. The record is from RefSeq and is a predicted model, not a curated record. NCBI's taxonomy places the organism in Eukaryota, Metazoa, Chordata, Mammalia, Carnivora, Felidae.
AUGGAGAAGAGAAAGAGUCAGCUCAGCCUUUUCUCCCCUUUGGUGGGUGUUGGAAAGCCCUGGUUGGAAAGCCCUGGUGCAGUUCCCCCUCUUCUGAGUGGAGACGACUUGCAAACCGUUGAGGAAGGCAGUGAUGUGAAGUUGGUUUGUAAUGUGAAAUCCAACCCCCAGGCUCGAAUGAUGUGGUACAAAAACAGUAACAUCCUGAAUUUAGAGCAAAAUCACCAAGUCCAACAGACAAGUGAGUCUCUUCAACUGUCAAUCACCAAAGUCAAGAAAUCUGACAAUGGAACCUAUAGCUGCAUUGCAAAUUCAUCUCUGCAAAUGGAGACCAAGGACUUUCACCUCAUUGUCAAAGAUAAAGGUGUGGCUAUACCCAUAGAACCCAUUAUUGCUGCAUGUGUUGUGGUCUUUCUGACAUUGUGCUUUGGACUCAUCGCUAGAAGAAAAAGUAUAAUGAAGCUCUGCAUAAAGGAUGAAGAUCCUCAAAGAGAAACAGCUUUGUAA